This is a messenger RNA of Lucilia sericata (common green bottle fly), 2082 nucleotides long. RefSeq lists its product as uncharacterized. Bases 435 to 1754 code for a protein of 439 amino acids. The record is from RefSeq and is a predicted model, not a curated record. The transcript has 8 exons. NCBI's taxonomy places the organism in Eukaryota, Metazoa, Arthropoda, Insecta, Diptera, Calliphoridae.
GUUGUUGGUGUUUUAAAUAAAGGCGAGAAAUACAUUUUUGGAAUUUGAAAUUUUAUACUUUAACUAAAAGGUUUUUAGUUACUCGCCAGUCUAAACAGCUUUUAAAACGUGUUGUUGAAAAGUUUGUUACAAAAAAGAAACUAACUAAAGGAAAAAUAACAUUUUAGAAAGUUCUUGAAGUUGUUAGAAAAAAAAACAACAAAAGGCAACAAUAAAGGGAAAAACACACACACAUACCCUAAAAUAAAAACGAAGUUUAAGCCACAAUUUGCUAAAAGUUAAUACGUUUGAAGCAAACAUUUUAUAACAGAACAUUGUAAUAAAUUUCUUAAAGUAGCAAAAAGUCUGUUAUACAACUAAACCAACUGGCAGCAACAACAGCUAUUCACAACAAUAGUCUAAAAAACACACAUAUACACACACACAAUCUAACAAUGUAUAUACAACAAAAUUGGCACACAGUUGUGGAUUAUUUCCGGCCAAGCAGGAAAUGCUUUUCAUUUAACGGAAGUUUACUAUUUCUGCUUAUACUCCUAGUCGGUGGCAUAGCUCAUCAAACAGCUGCUCGACCCAGUCAUGAUGAAGAUUUACCACCAGGUUUUAAUGUUAACGAAGAAUUUCGAGAUGUCGAUAAUUUAGAGAUACAUCGUGUUAAGGUGGUGGAUGGUGUGGCGCAAGAAGAUCAUCCGAUUAUUAUAUAUAAAGAGGAUCUUGUUAAUGAAGAUUAUGUACCUCCCAAAAACGAAACUAAAGCGGAAAAACACAAACGUCGUUAUAAAGACAUUGCCCACCGAAGACGUCAUAGCAGACAAAAUAUGACCGAUGUUGUAAUAGAGGAGAAACCCGAAAAAAUGCUCUUUGAUAUUAUACCCGAAAAACCACUAAUUGUACCCGAAGAUAUGGAAAAGCAUAGAAAAUCUCAUAUGAAGUUAGUGCCUUUGAUCGAUGACUUUAGUGUGUUGAAAGAUAUGGAAACCGAAGAAACCCCUGCGAAAGAAGAACUACACAAGAGACCAAAGAAAUUCCAUCGUCGUGUAAGACGUAGCACUAAUGGUGAACAUAUUGUACGUAAACGUAAUCCAUAUUUUAGACAUUUGCCCAAGGUAUCGGGAGAAGUGCCCACUCAAGUACAAUACAUCUAUGUAAAACAUGCUGUACCUGGUAAAAAACACAAUGGUUUAGAUAUACCAGUAGCUGGUCCCAAACCCACUACCAAUGCCAAAGUUCCCAUUUCAUUUGAUAAUCGCGUGGCAGCUGAUGAAAAUGAUCGUGUAAUCUUUGCAAGUGGUAGACCUACACAACGUCCCACUAGUAGGCCCGCUGAGUCAAUUUUCCGUGAUCCCAGACCAGAAAAUUUCGAUUUCAGUUUUAUGAACCCUCAACGUCCUGCUACUACCACCCGCACACCAAUUUUUACCCGCCGCCCUGAAGCAACAAGCAGACCACAACCAGAAUCAAUAUUCCGUGAUCCCAGUCCUGCAAAUUUUGAUUUCAGUUUUAUGAAUCAAGGUCAACAAACACAACAACAAACUUCGGUGGCUAGAGCACCUACCGCAAGUCCACAACCGGCAUCGGAAGCCGGCAUCUCACAAUGUGUGUGGGCCAUAGUGAAUUGUUGUUCGAGUCGUAAUUCGGAAAUACGUUACUCCUGUUUCGAACAAAAUGGUUGUUAUGGUGCCUUUUGGGGUUUAAAUCCUUGUGCUGAUAAUGUGCGCGAUACCUUUAUAAAUUAUGUGGCAGACUAUUAUAAUUAAGUGGAAGAGAAAAGUGUUAGAGUUAAAACCAAAUACUUAUUUAGCAACCGAAAGUUGUUGAAAAACAAAAAAUCAUAAGGAUGGAAAUUUUUGUCCAUUUAUAAUAUUUAUAAUUAACAAUUUUUAUUUUGUUUUGUUAAAGUAAGAAAAAUGUCUUCUUUUUUUCUCAUUUAUAUUAGUUUUAUAAGUGUACUUAAAUGCACAGAAAUUAUGAAUAGAAAGAAAAGUACUAAAUUAGAGACAAAAGUCUCUUAUGUAGUAAUUGUUGCAAAGCGCAAGUAAACCAGGAAAAUUUUUAUCUUAACUAAUAUUUAAUUGGUUUUAUUAG